Lactuca sativa (garden lettuce) is the source of this 1341-nucleotide messenger RNA. RefSeq lists its product as uncharacterized. Lineage: Eukaryota; Viridiplantae; Streptophyta; Magnoliopsida; Asterales; Asteraceae. The record is from RefSeq and is a predicted model, not a curated record.
UAAUGCUAGGUCAGAACUCGCACGUGCACACCAGCCUUUCUGUCACCUAAUACAAACCCUUGCGUCGAUGAUGAACCAAUAUUGCAGUAGGCGAGAGGAAAUGGGAAAGAGAACAAACUUCUAUACGAACCUUUCUUUUACAUACAACAAAGAUUUCGACCUCAACUCAGUUCUUUAAAAUCUAAAAGAUGAUGAACCAGCCUCCAGCAAGGGAAAAGGUCCCUUACAAUCUAACUGACUGCAAGCGGUGGAGGUUUUCAUCUUCCAUGGCUAAAAUACACAAAAUUGAAGAAAGCGAUGGACCCAUGUCUCACCAUGAUUAUAUUCAGAGAAUUAGUAAGGUUCGGGUUCGGCCUCUGGUGGAUGAUUGGUUUUGGGAUAUGACGGUGAUGCAAGUAGUGAUUUCUCGGAAGGAGAAGAAACCAAGGAUCCUCUUCCUCAAAGUACUCGUUGUUCUUGUAUCUCUUUUUUUAGCAUUUAGCAAUUAGUUAUGCUUAUUGUUUUGAAAUAUGAACUAAGAUUGGUUUUCACAAUGUCUUUGUAUGAUUAUUAUUAUACCAAGGCUUUUUUUUAGGAAAUAUAAACAAUGUCAAUGAUGUAAUAAAGGAAAGAAGGUCACAAUGGUUUCCUAUUCCUGGAGAGCCUUAAUGUGUGGUGUGUGGCAAAUAUAGGGAAUAUAUAUGUGAUGAGGUGGCUUAGCUUGGCUUCUAAUUCUAUAUACUAUAUAGAUAUAGGAAGCCUAAUUUCUUAUUAUAUUACAAGUACAAUUAACUAAGAAGUAAGUAGCUCUUCUCUUUUUUUGAUCCUACCAGACUAAUGAUGAUAUCUGUAUCAUGGAUCGCAAAGUUGAUUUGUUGUUUGUUAAUGUUUUAACUAUAGAUGUUUCUAGCUAGGAGCAUAAUCCACCCGAGCAAGAUUUUACCAAGAUCCACAGGUUUGAAUGAUCUUGACAUUGAAAGAGUCUAAUGUUGUUGUCACUAAAUUUACAUGUGAGAAUGAGAUUUAAUCCACACACGUACACACAAAACAAUGCAUAAACUCACACAUACACCUACAUAUCAUCACAAAACUAUCCCUUGGUUGUUGAUUUUUUUUGCUUAGUUGGUCGAUUUUGCCUCUGGCUCUACUUUGCUCUUGUGUCUUUGGUUGAUGGUGAUAAAGUGACAAGUGUAGCAGCUCAUGAGAAUCUUCGAGUCCGAGUCUCUCGAAUUGAAGAAGAAGGUAUUCUAUGGGGAUUUGUUCUUUCUAGUAUUGGUAUGCAUUAAUGAUUUUUUUACGUAUAUUCUAUAAUCGAUGUAAUUUACUCAUUAAAUUUGAUGUGUUUUAAUGCAGUGAAACCAA